Molecule: messenger RNA, 1797 nt
Organism: Fusarium sp. VM40
Lineage: Eukaryota; Fungi; Ascomycota; Sordariomycetes; Hypocreales; Nectriaceae
Source: the annotation of a GenBank genome assembly
AUGUUGAUUCUCAAAAAGGCUUUGCAGGUGGCCAGCAUUGCACCGCUUACCUUCUCCUUGGUAGGCGCCUGGUAUUGCGCCCCAGCAGGUCCUGUUCUUCCGGCUGCCAAGUCUCCCAGCACCAGCCCACACAUCAAGGAGGCCAUAACUGACCUCUUCGCCGCGCUGAAACUGGUGUCAGAGACCUGGUACCCUAACACGGCCAUCUCGGUAGCGGCAAAGUCUCUCCAUGAGGAUACUCCAUUCGUUUCCCACCAUAUUUACCCCAUUGGUGGUUUGAACUCCAGUGGUGUUUCGUCCAUCGACGAGGAAACAGUGUAUCGAGUAUCCAGUGUCUCGAAGCUGUUCCCUAUUCUGGCCCUGCUCCGCCUUGGAGUCAGCCUUGAAGACCCUGUUGUCAAGUAUCUUCCCGAACUGCGGUCCAUCAGAGUCGAUGAGGUUUCCAGUCCCAUCACCACUGUCGAUUGGGAUGCCAUCACGAUUGGACAACUGGCGACUCAUAUGAGUGGUAUCGCCGCUGAGUACGCUGUUGAUCUCGCCGCAUUUCCUUUCGACCUUGGUCCGGCUUUUCAGCCACUCAGUGGGCAGUCGGCACCGUCCUGUGCUGUUACAGGGUUGAGUCAUGAAACACUGCCAAGAUGCACGCGAGCAGACUUCUUCCGCGACUUUGGUGUCCGUCAUCCUGUUUUUGCUCCCAACACUGCACCCGUCUACUCCAACAUCGGCAUCUUCUUGCUAAGUCUCGUGGUUGAGGUGGUCUCCAAACAGCCGUACGACACCUUUAUCGAACAAAACAUCUUUGGCCCUCUUGGUAUGACAAACACCUCCACUGGCGCAACACCCAAGACCUCUUACGGAGCAAUUGCUGUAAACCAUACUGCCUGGGACCUGGAUCUGGGAUUCGAAAACCCAGCCGGCGGAUUCUACAGCAACACUAAGGAUCUGCUGAAGUUUGGAAACGCCAUCUUAGACAACACACUCCUGGACCCCGUGAAGACACGAAAAUAUCUCAGUCCGGCUGCGUUUACAGACUCCAGCGGUGUCAUGGUGGGAUAUUCCUGGGAGAUCAUGCGCGCCAAGAACAUCACGGGUGAUGGGAGAAUCAUCCCUGCCAAUUACAAGUCCGGGCAUCUCCCUGGGUAUCAGGCCGCCCUGAUUCUUGUUCCAGACUUCGACCUCGUCUUGACCGUCUUGGUGGCAGGUCCUCUCCAUGAAGCGACCGAGAGUCUCCUGCAACAUUUUGGUUCGCGAUUCAUCGAGCGCAUGGUUCCCCCGCUGGAGCAAGCUGCAAAGGAUGAGGCCCGUAUCAAGUACGCUGGCCAGUACUCUGACCCCGCCACCAACUCCAAGUUGGUUGUCGAACUUGACGAGGGCCCCGGUCUCUCUAUUACCGAGUUCACCGUCCGAGGAACAAGCCAGUUGGUUGAUAUGUUCGGAAAGCCAGCACGCAUUCGCCUCUACCCCUCCAACCUCAAGACCAAUACGCAGGAGGCAUGGCGAUCCGUGACGAGCACUCUGACAGACGAAGAGGUCGAGACUAUCGAGUCUGGCUUGAUUUGGGAGCAAGGUACCUGCCCAACCCUCGGAACGUUGGACAGGAGAGGAUAUGGGUACAAGGCGCUUGACGAGUUCAUCUUUGAGCUGGAUGGUUCUGGAAUCAUCAAGGGUCUCAACUAUCGAGCACUGGAUGUCAAUUUUCAGAAGAGCGGCACUCCACACAAGGAUGUAGCCAAGGAGUCUACGGAGGAUCUGACGCUGUUGUUGAAGGCGCUGCUGGCAAAGCUUGAGGCUCGCUAA